AUGCCCUUUGACAUAGAGUCAAAGAAUGUUCUCAGAGAAAAUUCUGCUGCUGAUAAUCGGGAUAAUCCUGAAGUGCAGGUUCCUCAGAUCAAGCCAUUGGAAAGACAUGCUGUGAACAAAGAUGUGGAUUUAAAUCUUCUAGCAAAACCGAAAGUGCCAAUACAGGAUGAGUUAAAUGCCAAUGAUACCACCAAAGAAAGUGGUGUCCCCAUGUAUGAAAAAGAAAGAGAAAUACAACAAUAUACCAAAGAUGGUUACAAGGGAGAGGGGAAUGGCUCUGAGUGGGCUGAAGUAGAAAGGAGUUCUACACAAUCUACAGUAGCAAACGAAGAGGGGAACACUGAGGGUCUGAAAGGGGGCAUAGGAAAACCAGAAACAUAUGGUCAUGAUGGGAUACAUGGACAAGAAGAUAGCGCCACCGUAAAUGGCAUCAGGGGGCAAGUAAGCAUCAUCAACAGUGCUGACACAGCAAAUGGGAGCGAUAUUAAUGGAAUUGUUGACAAGCAUUCAGAAAAUGGGGGUGUUGGAAAUGCAAGUCAGAGUGAGGAUGCCACUGUUGUCCAAGAAGAUGGACCUCAAGCAGCUGGAAGCAACAACAGUACAGGUCAUGAGGAUGAAAUAAAUGGGAAUUUCUGUAGAAAUGGGGGUGAUACAAGUGCAGUAACACCACAGAGAGAAGGAGAGAGAAGUGGGAAUGAGGAAACAGGGGUCACACCAGGAGGAAGUGGAAUUGGCAAUAGAGAAGAUGUUGGCCUGGAUAAUUCUGAUGGAAGUGCUAGUGGGAAUGGAGCAGAUGAGGAUGAAGACAAGGGCUCUGGUGAUGAUGAAGGUGAGGAAACAGGGAAUGGAGGAAAGGGCACAGAAAACAGCAAGGGCCAGGAGGGUCAGCCUUAUGGAAAAGAAGAUGAUGACGACAAUAGCUUAGGUCAAAAUUCAGUUAGUAGUGAAGACGGUGACCCUGGGGACAAAAAAGACUCCCAUGCUGUUGAUGGAGACAACACCUCCAAGAGUGAGGAAGAGUCUGACCAUAUUCCAGAAGACAAUGGUAGUCAAAGAAUAGAGGGCACUCAAAAACCCAGUCACAAAGAAAUCAAAGCUGUGGAAAAUGGAAUCACUGAAAAAUUAGAGCCACCUGCUAUUGGGAAGAGCCAAGAUAAGGGAACAGAAGUUGAAGUUCCCAGCAGUGGCAACAGAAACAAUAUUACCAAAGAAACUGGGAAAGUCAAUGAAGACAAAGAGAGUAAAGGCCAAAAUGGAAUGAUUGUGGGCAAAGGAAAUGUCAAGACCCAAGGAGAGGCUGACAUCAUGCAAGGACUUGGCCAGAAAUCAGAGCCUGGAAAUAAGUUUGGACCCAGCAAAACACGUAGUGACAGUAACAGUGAUGGAUAUGACAGUAACGAGUUUGAUGAAGAAUCCAUGCAAGGAGAUGAUCCCAACAGCAGCGAUGAGUCUAAUGGCAGUGAAGAUGCCAAUUCUGAAGGUGAUAAUAACCACAGUAGCCGAGGAGAUGCUUCUUAUAACUCUGAUGAAUCAAAAGAUAAUGGCAGUGACAGUGACUCACAAGGAGGAGACGAUGAUGAUCAUGAUAACACAUCAGAUGCUAAUGAUAGUGACAAUGAUGACAAUGGUAACAAUGGAGGUGAUGACAAUGGCAAAUCAGACAGCAGCAAAGAUAAAUCAGAUGACAGUGACAGCAAUGACAGUAGUCAUAGCAGUGACAGCAGCGACAGCAGUGACAAGUCAGACAGUAGUGACAGCAGUGAUAGUAGUGACAGCAGUGACAGUAGUGACAGCAGUGACAGCAAUGACAGCAGUAACAGCAAUGACAGUGACAGCAGUGAUAGCAGUGAUAGUGACAGUAAAUCAGACAGCAGUGACAGCAGUGACAGUGAAUCUGACAGUAGUGAUGAGAGUGACAGCAAGAGCAAGCCUGGUAAUGGCAACAACAGUGGAAGUGACAGUGAUAGUGACAGUGAAGGCAGUGACAGUAAUCACUCAACCAGUGAUGAUUAGAACUAAAGAAAAACCCAUGAGAUUCCUUUUGUGAAAAAUCUGGUGAGUAAUUGAUAGGAAGUAAAGAUUUCCAGGGAAGUAGAGAAAGGGGAGAAAUAAACAGAAGACAUAUGUAAACAUCCACAUAUCCACAGAAACGACGAGAGAAGUAGUCAAACUGUCAGAUUCAGAACCAAGUGCCAACACCUUCAGAGAGAGAAUCUGACUGUGUACAUGCAUGUUAAAUAUGUCCUGAAAAGAUUUUGUUAAAAGUAUAAACGUAAACAUAACUUAACAAUUAAAAUAUUCUUUAAUACUUUACACAGAAACCUCAAUUAAUCACUUACUCAGUAACUUCAACUCAAGUGCCAAGUGCUUUAGAGAACGUAGCAAGUAAACACAUCUUAUAAACAACCUGUGGCAUUGCCUUAAUCAGUCAGUAAUUAUAUGUCCUGGAUAGAUGGUCUGCAUACUGCCGAGUAAAAGAUGCUGUUACCAUGAU
Molecule: messenger RNA, 2494 nt
Organism: Vicugna pacos (alpaca)
Lineage: Eukaryota; Metazoa; Chordata; Mammalia; Artiodactyla; Camelidae
Source: RefSeq, a predicted model, not a curated record